AUGAACUUCCCCUCUUGGAGACGUGAUUUCUGUCUUUUCACCAGAGCCAAGAACAAAGCAGCCUUUCUUACUGGUGAUCUUCCCCCUCUACCUGCAAUAGAUUUGAAUCACAAUCAAUGGCACACUUGCAAUCAAAUAGUGAUGUCUUGGUUUCUCCAUUCAGUUUCUCCCGAAAUGAAGACAAGAAUAAUGUAUCUUGAAUCUGCUACAACUAUGUGGACUGAACUACACAACAGAUUUGACCAAGGAAAUGGGCCACUGAUUUUUGAGCUCAGAGAAACUCUCAUCAGAAUUCAUCAAGGAGCAGAUUCUGAUCCUACACAUCAUAUAUCAAUUGGGAUUGCUAAAAAGCUCCACAAUCAUUAUGUUCUUCCAAGCUCUUCGGCUUCAUCAUCCUCUAUACAUUAUAAUAGCUGUACAAAUGUAGACCAAUAG
Humulus lupulus (European hop) is the source of this 435-nucleotide messenger RNA. RefSeq lists its product as uncharacterized. Lineage: Eukaryota; Viridiplantae; Streptophyta; Magnoliopsida; Rosales; Cannabaceae. The record is from RefSeq and is a predicted model, not a curated record. Bases 1 to 435 code for a protein of 144 amino acids. The transcript is spliced from 2 exons.